Molecule: messenger RNA, 1337 nt
Organism: Chenopodium quinoa (quinoa)
Lineage: Eukaryota; Viridiplantae; Streptophyta; Magnoliopsida; Caryophyllales; Amaranthaceae
Product: zinc finger protein GIS2-like
Exons: 4
Coding region: 252-1070 (272 amino acids)
Molecular function (GO): nucleic acid binding; zinc ion binding
Source: RefSeq, a predicted model, not a curated record
UAGGUUAGAUUAGAUUAGAUAAGUGCAAUUAAGUCAAUGCGUUACCAAAUCAAGUGAAUGGAACUUGGAUACGAAUACAUACUUGUUUUUCUCUGAAACCCUACAUCAGCAACAACAACUCUCCAAUUGAAGCAUACGUAACUUAAAGUUGUGAACCCAGGGAGAAAGUUGCAGCUCGUGGGGGUGUUUUUGUUUUGGCAUUUGUAUACACCGGAGGCGGGUAGUUGGCGUACAGAAGGAAGGUUGUGAGAAUGAGUUCAGACGGGGACAGAAGCAGGAGCAGGAGCAAAAGUAUGAGCAAAAGUAGAAGCAGAAGUAGAAGCAGAAGUAGAAGCAGGAGUCCAGUAGAUCGAAAGAUUCGUAGUGAACGCCAGUCAUUUCGUAGUGCACCUUAUGGGAGAGACCAACGUCGGGGUUUCAGCCAGAACAAUCUGUGCAAGAAUUGCAAGCGCCCUGGCCACUUUGCUAGAGAAUGUCCUAAUGUAGGCAUUUGUCAUAAUUGCGGUCUUCCUGGGCACAUUGCCCUGGAAUGUACCACAAAGUCUCUUUGUUGGAACUGUCGAGAACCUGGCCACACAGCCAGCAGCUGCCCUAAUGAGGGCAUUUGUCACAGGUGUGGCAAGGGUGGUCACCAGGCCAGGGACUGUCAUGUCCCACCACCGCCACCUGGUGAUGUGAGGUUGUGCAACAACUGUUACAAACAAGGCCACCUUGCACCGGAUUGUACCAAUGAGAAGGCCUGCAACAACUGUAGGAGGACAGGUCACCUUGCUCGAGACUGUACUAAUGAACCUGUCUGCAACCUGUGCAACUUGUCAGGACACGUAGCAAGAGGUUGCCCUAAGGCGGAUGAUCUUGCUGGGAGAGGAAGUGUGGUUCGAGGUGGCGGUGGUGGUUACAGUGGUGGUGGCGGUUACAGGGAUGUUGUAUGCAGGAACUGCCAGCAGCUAGGGCAUAUGAGUAGGGACUGUGUUACACCAGUGAUCUGCAAUAUGUGUGGAGGUCGUGGUCAUCUGGCAUAUGAAUGCCCUUCAGGGAGGUACUUGGACCGCUACCCAAGGAGGUACUGAUUGUUGAAGCUUAUCGUGUAAUGGCUAUCCAUGAUAAUUAGGUGUAACGGCAUAUAUUUUGCCAGUUAGUUGUGUUACCAGAAUCUUGAAGUAGACUUUUUUUAGGUUCAGCUGAGGUUUUAAGUUAACAAGUUUCAAUUUGGUCUUUGAGUGCUGUACUAGUGAAUGGAAUUUUUAGCAUUAUUUGAAGUUUGUUGAAGUUGAGAUUUGAAGAAUUUAGUAUUUCAAUCCAUUUUAAUUUUAUCAUAUCAAGAUUAUUAAAAACUA